Molecule: messenger RNA, 3043 nt
Organism: Strongylocentrotus purpuratus (purple sea urchin)
Lineage: Eukaryota; Metazoa; Echinodermata; Echinoidea; Camarodonta; Strongylocentrotidae
Product: monocarboxylate transporter 7
Exons: 4
Coding region: 17-1597 (526 amino acids)
Biological process (GO): monocarboxylic acid transport; transmembrane transport
Molecular function (GO): monocarboxylic acid transmembrane transporter activity
Source: RefSeq, a predicted model, not a curated record
CUCUACGACUUCUUCGAUGCAAGCCGCUUCCUCAAGAGUUGAGUCGCUGACGCCUUCGUCCUCCCCAGACAAACCUUCUUCAUCAUCCACUUUAUUGUCACACUCAACGAAGGCGCCUUGGAUGCUGCUGGUUUGGUGCCACGUAAGUCAGAUUCUUGCUGGAGGACUUCUCAAGAGCCUAGCCGUUUUCCUUGAUGAUAUCCUGCAGGAGUUCGACUCCAGUGUGGCCUUCAUGGGAUGGAUGUUCUCUCUGGAAGCUUUCUUCUUUGGGCUCACCUGUCCUUUUGCAUCGUUCGCUACAAAGAAACUUGGUCCUCGGGCUGUGAUGAUGGUUGGUGGUCUUAUCAACGGUGGGGGAAUCUUAAUGGCGUCCUUAGCAACCAACAUUAUUGUCGUCGGGGUGGGCAUCUCGGCCAUUGCGGGAACGGGCAGUUCUAUGAUCUAUGUCGCAGCUCUAGUGACCGUCCGAAAGAACUUCCACACCUUCUACGCCAUAGCUAACGGGUUGACAUUGGCUGGGGUCUCGGUGGCCGUGUUCACAUUCCCUCCAAUCAUCAGGGUUCUUAUCAACAAUUUCGGCUGGAGAGGCGCCCUUUGCAUUUUAUCCGCCAUCUCGUUGAAUACCAUGGUCACAGGUGCUCUGAUGAAAGAUGGCGGCUACAAAAAAAAACCUAAAAGGCCCUCUGAUGAGAAAGGAGAGACGAGGCCAUUUGUAUCGAAAUCGUGUAACACGCGGACACCGAGUGCAAGUCGAAAUAGUGAGAAAAACGAUGAUGUAUCGUGCACCUUGAGAAAAAGUGGUCUUAAGAUAUCCGGUAGUAGCAAUACGGGUGUAACAUUCAAAGCCGUUGAUGAUAUCAAUGUCAAUUGCCGAUCCGAGAAUGACUACGCAUCGAGCAGUUGCAAGAUGGGUCUACACAGUGUCUACAUAGACGGUGAAAUUACCUCAAUACCGAUGCCGCUGAAUGGAAAUGCAAGACCAUAUAGAAGACCUAGCAUUAGUGAGAAGUAUGUCAAGUUGAUAAUAGCCAACAUUACCCAUGGACUUCUUGGUGUGGUGGCGUUCCUGUGGUCUAUGGCAAACACUGCUACGAUGAAAUACCUAGUAGCGGCCGGGGUCGAACGGGGUUUGACGUCUAUCCAAGGUGCCAUGCUCCUAUCUGCAACCGGUGUCACCCAGUGUCUUAGCCUCCUUGUCAAUGGUGUCAUCAUUUCCAAGGGCUGGGUAACCCCUCUUCAGCUGUACCUUGCUGUGUUCUUUCUAAUGGCCGGCGCAGUAUUCGGAAUAGCCAUGUUCCAACACUAUGUCGUAGGCCUCGUCUGCUCGGCGAUGUUUGGACUCGGUACAGGAACCAUUAUCUCGCUUAACCUGGUAAUACAGCGUACCCUUGACCCAAGGGCAGGUGCGCAGGCUGCAGGAUGGCUCAUGUUUCUCGAGGGUGUGGGCGGCUGCAUCGGAGGAUUCUGCAUAGGUGCUGUACGUGACUUGUCUGGUAGUUAUACAAUCUCUUUCUUGGUCUCUGGUGUUGUGACGUCAGUUGCUGCAUCACUUGUCAUCGUCAUCCUCGUUAUCCGUCGUGUUAAGAGAGGUCACUAGAGGGCGUCUGUCAAUACCUGAUGAGAGUGCCAUUCGCACAUAAUGCAAGUUUGGCCAACUGGAUUCAAUUUGAUUUCAACAUAGCGCAUAUGCUUCUUGCCACCCCCCCCCCCCCCCCCCUGUAUGCAACAUAUCUGCAAUGGUUGUUUUGUUGACACAAAUGAUUCCCUUUUCCAAUAACGGAGGUGCUAGCACUGAAAUUAAAUGAUUGCCUACUAGAACCUGAUGGUGUCUGAUUAUAGCCUACGGAAAUGAAAGAAUUUAGUAGUUAAAGGGUUAAGUACAGUCGAACCCGUUUUAGUGGCCACAUGUUAAAACUAAUAGAAAAUGGGCAACCUGUCCAUUGCGGUCGUCUCUAGGAAGUAAUGUAUGUUGAAGGACCUGUCUAGAUAGACCAUCUGUCUAUAGUGGCCACUUUUUCGAUUAGAUAGAUUUGACUGUAUCUUCAAUCUCGUGCAAUCGCCACCCCUUCCCUCAUUCUAACGAUGUACAAAGUUUAUUCCAGACGUUUAAUGCAUACAAGGUUGACGUAGUGAUGAUGAGUCAGAGUAUUUUUUUACAUUUAUAUUUCAAUAUUAUAAAACGAUUUCAUCGUGCAGUGGUGCAUGUACAUAGUAAUGUAAUCCUACAAGAUAUGACAACGUAUUAUAUCGUUAAUAUCAUAUAAUCUGUGUAGCUGCGAUACAAUGUAUGUUUUUAUUUCGUUGCAUUAGACUUUCAUUAUUAUUACGCGAAGUUUAACUAGAAAACUAUUAUUGCCACCUUAAUCGUGAUAUGGCAUCUAUAAAUUAAAACUUCAAGCAACCCGUUAUGUAAAGACCUAUAACAUAAAUCAAACUUCUAAAUAUAUUUUCUUUGCUAUGCUUUUGUAUGUUUGUUGUUGCUGUUCUGUACUUAAAAGAAAAAAAAAGAUUUUGACCUGCAGCACUUUAUUUGCAGUACACUUUAAAUGGUACUGUCAUAAUAAUUAUACGCUAAUAGGUGUCCCUAGCUUUCCAUAGGAACGUUUGUAUGUGUGUGUAUUUUGUUUGUUUGAGGUUGCCGUGAGUAGGUGUUUUACAAUAACUUUUACUGAUUAUAAUUAUUGAUAUAUUUACGAAAGUAGAAGGAAAUUACAAUAGCCUAGGCAGAAUAAUCAUUAUUGAAACAUUAUGUCCCUUCAAAUAUCUUGUUUAUGUUAUAUAAUUCAUUAAUACUGCCUUAUAUUUCAUAUUGUAACAUUAUAUGGGCAAAUUCGAAAAGCAACGUUGAUGCCAUUUUACUGUUACAAAAGAAAGCCAUGCGUAUAUGUACUGAUUCUUCCUAUCGCGACCACACCAAUCCCUUGUUUUCAAAACUAAAAACUCUAAAAGCUGAUGAUAUACAUUUUCUACAAAUAGCACUUUUCAUGUUUCGCUUACAAAAUGGUCUACUACCUUCAUACUUUCCCCCAUUGUUUAAUUUGAA